This is a messenger RNA of Penicillium macrosclerotiorum, 3144 nucleotides long. RefSeq lists its product as uncharacterized. Gene Ontology annotation, cellular component: cytoplasm. The transcript has a single exon. Gene Ontology annotation, biological process: amino acid activation for nonribosomal peptide biosynthetic process; secondary metabolite biosynthetic process. Lineage: Eukaryota; Fungi; Ascomycota; Eurotiomycetes; Eurotiales; Aspergillaceae. Bases 1 to 3144 code for a protein of 1047 amino acids. Gene Ontology annotation, molecular function: catalytic activity; phosphopantetheine binding. The record is from RefSeq and is a predicted model, not a curated record.
AUGGCAACUACAAUGCCUCAUGGUUGGAAGUUGACUCGGGCAGAACAAUCACGUGUACACCACCGAGCUGCAGAAUUUCUCAAUACUGUUCAAUCGGAAAUCGAGGACGUCUACACUUGUACGCCUUUGCAAGAAGCUCUGAUAACACUCUCAACCGCGGGAUCCACGGCUUACGUGAAGCGGAUCAUACUCUCUCUGCCGCCUGAAAUCGACCUGACAAAGUUUCGUUCCGCAGUUGAGAGCGUGGUCGAAUCAUUAGCUAUACUACGAACUCGUAUAGUGCAAUUUGCCGACUUAGGUUUCCUACAAGUUGUGUUGAAAGAAAAAAUCCAAUGGCCUUCAGAAAGCGGUACCCUCGCAGAAUUUCUCGAAAAAAGCCAAAACGAGGUUUGGAAAAUCGGAGAUCCAUUGUUACGAUAUUCAAUGAUUAUGGAUAGCCAAGAGAAAAGUCGCUGGUUUGUUUGGAGAAUCCAUCAUGCCAUAUAUGAUGGCUGGUCAUUUUCAAUACUGGCCGACCGUGUUAGCAAGGCAUACACAGGUGGCCAAACUGAUUUAACAAUUGGAUACAAGGCUUUCGUACAGUAUUUGUUGGACAACGAAAACGACAAACAUGGAACAUACUGGCGUUCAUCGCUUGAAGGAAAUCUGUGUACCCAAUUUCCUUUGCUACCAAACCAGUCCUAUAUGCCACAUGUGAACUCAAAAAUUAAACAAGAUUGUUGUCUGGUGAAGAAGGUCCAGGGUAUUACGAGAACGACGAUGCUGAAUGCUGCAUGGGCGAUUACUAUCCGUCAAAUCCAACACGUCGAGGAUGUCAUAUUUGGAACGAUCCUGUCUGGAAGGAAUGAGCCUAUUCCUGGGAUUAAAAGCUUGAUUGGCCCUACCGUCACGACAGUUCCCGUGCGUGUGAAAAUCAAUGUUGAUGACACCAUACAAAAUUAUUUAGAAAAGGUGCAAAAUGAGGGUGAAGAGAGAAAGGUGUUCAGCCACCUUGGUUUACAUGCGAUUUCUAAAUUGAGUGGCGAUGCUCGACGGGCUUGCAGUUUCCAGACACUUUUUGUGGUGCAGCUUGGGGAGGAAAGUCAUGCAAUUACCAAUGAUGUUGGGGUUUGGCAACGAGUCGAAGCUGAUAUUGGCCGCUCAUCCUACGCAUUGACUAUCCAGUGCUUUCUCAACAAAGAAGAGACGAGGAUUGCGGCUGCUUUCGACUCCGCGGUUCUGGAGCCUUGGAUGGCACGUAGAUUGAUUCAGCAAUUAUGUUUUGUUGUGGAGCAACUGAUGAAGCCAGACAGGUCUCGGCCAGUCUCAGACAUCAUAAAAAGUGUGUCAACAACAGAUAUUCAAGAGAUCUGGAAGUGGAACGCGGAGGUGCCAGCCCCCACCGAGACGUGUAUACAUGGUAUUAUCUCGGACCAUGCACGCCACUAUCCUCUCGCCCCCGCUAUUUGCGCAUGGGACGGAGAUUUGACUUAUGCACAGUUAGACAGCCUAUCCACCCAGCUUGCAGAUCAGCUGGUCGAAUUGGGUGUGAAACAGGAAGUUUUGGUUCCGCUGUGUUUUGAGAAAUCCAUGUGGGUGCCCGUGGCCAUGCUUGGUGUCUUGAAAGCUGGUGGCGCCUUUGUUCCUCUUGAUACCUCGCAAGCUGUCGACCGUGCCAAGGCCAUACUUGACGAGAUCAAACCUGUCGUCGCCGUCGUGUCCAAAGGGAAUCAGCAGUUCAUCCAACAGCUGGGAUAUCCCUCUCUGGUGCCGGAGGAGUCUGCGACGGCAGGCCAAAGCAACAGGCGUCAUUUCAUCCCAAGAACUACCCCUCCUCAUUCGGCAGCAUAUGUCAUCUUUACAUCUGGCAGCACAGGAACACCUAAAGGUGUCAUUAUCGAGCACCAGGCUGCGAGCACAAGCUUGUUAGCCCAUGGAGCUAAAUUGGGCCUAUGCAGGGCCUCAAGGUUUCUUCAAUUUGCGUCUCAUUCCUUCGAUGCUAGCAUUAUGGAGAUUUUUGCGACUCUCAUAUAUGGUGGAUGUGUCUGUGUGCCCUCAGAGGAAUCCCGGCUCCCAGGAUUGACAAUGAACAUCAACGAUAUGGAAGUCAACACUUUGUUUCUCACGCCAUCUGUAGCUCGUCUCUUGCAGCCAGAUAAACUUAGUUCACUCACAACCCUUGCAAUAGGAGGAGAGGCCGUAUCGUCUAGCGAUAUUGAGCGAUGGAGAAAGUUGCCGAGGCUCCUUGACGGUUAUGGGCCAACAGAAUGCACAAUUCUGAGUGUGAUGCAGCUCCUGACAGCGAACAUUCCACCAUUUACAAUUGGAAAGGCGGUUGGCUCGGUUGCCUGGGUGGUAGACCCUAACAACCAUGAAAACCUCAUGCCAGUCGGAGCAAUUGGUGAGUUGCUGAUUGAAGGCCAUAUUCUAGCCCGCGGGUAUUUGAAUGAUCCAUCCCGAACAGCCACAUCGUUUAUCAAUGAUCCACCAUGGCUGCUGCAAGGAGCUAGUGGCUACCCCGGGCGUUGUGGGCGCCUGUACAAGACUGGGGACCUGGUCCAGUAUGAUCAAGAGGGUAGACUGGUCUACAUUGGACGUAAAGAUACACAGGUGAAGAUCCGCGGUCAGCGGAUUGAGCUGGGCGAGGUGGAAUACCAGAUCCAUAAAUUCUUGAAUCGUUUCAAUGAUGCAGAAAUAGACACAAAUCACGGGAAAGCUUCAGCAUCUGAGAUUAUCGUCGUUGCAGAAGUCGCCAUACCUCGCGGCAGGCAAAGGCCCAGGCUGGUAGGCUUUCUCUGUCCUGGAACUAGUACCAUCAGAGAUUCCCAUUCACGACAUAGCUGCGCCUUAGUCGUGCAGACUUUGGUGGAAAAUCUGAAUGAGAAACUUGCAACGGUUUUGCCAUUCUAUAUGAUCCCUAGUGCCUACAUCCCUUUAGAGGAUGUCCCAGUGACGGCAAACGGAAAGACAGAUCGCCGUCGGCUGCGUCACAUUGCCGAGGAAACUUACUGGGAGCAUUCCGUUCGCAAUUCUCAGCAGGGUAGGAUCGCCCCAUCAAAUUCAAUUGAGGAGAAAUUGCUUUUCAUUUGGGCUGAAGUGCUUAAUAUUGACUCAACCUCCUUGUCCACCGACGAUACUUUCACUCAUCUUGGGGGGAUUCGAUAA